AACAGCAUUAAUUCAGUUUUAUACAGACGUAGCAGUGAACGGACGUCACAAUGAAAAUUAUUUUAAUUUUAUUCGGUUUGUUUUCAACGGGCUAUUGCAAAGUUGAAUUCAGUGAUAGAGCGAGGAAUUUCAGUAUUGAACUGUUAUACUAUACAGCCGAAGAGACAAACUGGCACACUGUUAUAUCACCUUUUGGGGUAUGGUCACUUUUGACAGCUGUCACAUUAGGAGCGACGGGGUCCAGCCGUGACCAACUUGUUAGAACUCUGAUACUUCCUAAGAAGAAAGAAAACAUAAUCAACGGAUAUCAAUCGUUAACCUCGGCUGUACUUAAAUCUGAAGCUGGUGCAGUGGAAUUGAAGAAUAGAAACUAUUUAUUUGGCGACAGUGAUUUCUUAAUAAAGUCAGAUUUUAUAAAGGACAUACGAAACAAAUUCAAAGCGAUACUAACGAAGCUUAACUUUAAACCUAAAGAGACGGCGGCGAAGCUAGCAAAUGAGGUUAUUAAGAAGAAAGGUGUGGCAGUUUCGAACGUGCUACAGCCUGAUGAUUUCGAAAAUUCCAGAAUGAUAUUAACCAACGUUAUAACUUUCAAAGGUUUUUGGCAAUCGCCCUUCAAUGCUUCAUUAACAAAUGUAGCGCCAUUUUACGAUGAAAAUAAUAACCAAAUAGGCGAAGUCAAUAUGAUGAAUCAAGAAGGAAGUUUCUCAUAUUCCAGUUUUGAAAACAUCGAGGGCUCAGUGCUUGAAUUACCGUACGGUGUUGAUGAGAUCAACAAAUACUCAUUUUUAGCUAUUCUACCAUAUAAAGGCGUCAAAGUAUCUAGUGUUUACAAAAAAUUGUCUAAAGUAAAUCUCAAAGAUGUAAUGCUUAAAUUGCAAACCGACAAUGAUUUGUAUGGAACUACAGAGGUAGUGGUCAAUUUGCCUAGGUUUAAAAUUAGUACUAACGUGAUUUUAAACCGUCCAUUAAAUAAGAUGGGACUGGUUGAUAUUUUCGAUCCUAGUUCAGCCAACUUUAAUGCAAUAACUAAUUCAGAGAUAUUUGUAUCAUCAAUUGUUCACAAAGCUGAUAUUGAAGUAACAGAAACGGGAACGAUAGCGUCAGCUUCAACAUCAUCGCAAUUCUCCGAUAGAAUGAUGCCGGUUAAUUUCAACGCAAACAGACCAUUCAUAUAUUUAAUUCUAGAAAAAUCAACAAACACUGUAAUAUUCAGUGGUAUUUACUCAAAGCCAUCUAAAUUUUAAAAUAUAUUUAUAAUAAUAAUCAGACCUUUUCGAGACUGACUCAUAUUGCAUUUAGUAUUUAUCUACUAAGCUAUUAUAAUAUUUAGCUGUUGCCAUGCGCUUUCAUUCGCAUUAUAGAACUUUAUUUUAUUUUAUUGUUUAUUUAUUUACAUUCAGUUAAACUCUCAUUUGCAAAUCAAAGCUCUUUGCUAUUGGCUUAUGGUUUUUGUUCCUUUUCUGUAUAACAUUUUAUGCAAUUUAAUUUAGUUUAAAUGAAAUUCCGUUAAUAUAGUAGAUAGUCGUGUGAUUUUUAUUAAAAAAAUAUCACAUUACGCUGUGAUUGCUGAU
Molecule: messenger RNA, 1574 nt
Organism: Papilio polytes (common Mormon)
Lineage: Eukaryota; Metazoa; Arthropoda; Insecta; Lepidoptera; Papilionidae
Product: serine protease inhibitor 2.1-like
Exons: 1
Coding region: 51-1247 (398 amino acids)
Molecular function (GO): serine-type endopeptidase inhibitor activity
Source: RefSeq, a predicted model, not a curated record